GAGUCGGUGACGUGGCAACCACACUGACAGGAUGAUCACGGACGUGCAGCUGGCCAUCUUCGCUAACAUGCUGGGGGUGUCGCUCUUCCUCCUGGUCGUCCUCUAUCAUUACGUCGCAGUCAAUAACCCUAAGAAGCAGGAGUGAGGCGCUGACGGUCGGAUGUUCCAGCAGUGACCCUGCGCCUGAAGGCCCUGCCUCACAUUCCCUCUUCUAUCAUGUACAGAUAUUUUCUAGCUUUGGUGUUUGCUUAUGAAUGUGGAUGAAUAAAGUUUGGAUGUCGAAUCCACGAAGGAGCAGCCA
This is a messenger RNA of Bufo bufo (common toad), 301 nucleotides long. RefSeq names its product oligosaccharyltransferase complex subunit 4, non-catalytic (gene OST4). Gene Ontology annotation, cellular component: oligosaccharyltransferase complex. The transcript has 3 exons. NCBI's taxonomy places the organism in Eukaryota, Metazoa, Chordata, Amphibia, Anura, Bufonidae. The record is from RefSeq and is a predicted model, not a curated record. Bases 32 to 145 code for a protein of 37 amino acids.